Rasamsonia emersonii CBS 393.64 is the source of this 972-nucleotide messenger RNA. RefSeq names its product Alpha-1,6-mannosyltransferase. The coding region runs from base 1 to 972 and encodes 323 amino acids. Lineage: Eukaryota; Fungi; Ascomycota; Eurotiomycetes; Eurotiales; Trichocomaceae. The record is from RefSeq and is a predicted model, not a curated record. The transcript is spliced from 3 exons. Gene Ontology annotation, cellular component: mannan polymerase complex; Golgi membrane. Gene Ontology annotation, molecular function: alpha-1,6-mannosyltransferase activity. Gene Ontology annotation, biological process: protein N-linked glycosylation.
AUGCAAUUCGCUUUACCACCCCGGAAAUCCUCCCAUACUCCCCCUUAUGCUCCUCGUUCCUCUCGAUUCUCCCUCCAGCGUCGCCGACAGCUGAAGACCAUUGCCCUCGCUGGUUUCGCAUUUGUGUCGAUUCUUUUUAUUCUUUCGCGCAUCUUUUCGUCCUCGUCGGGCCGCGCCACAUCUGCGGUUCCAUCGGGAACUCCGAAUGUUGUUCUCGUGACAGCUCUGGAUCACGAGCUGUUGAGCGACAGCUAUAUUCAGAAGAUUAAGAGGAAUCGGGAGGAUUAUGCUGCCCGACAUGGCUACGCCACCUUCUUCGCGAAUACGCAGGAUUAUUUAUACGCCCUGAAUAACGCACCCCGAAGCUGGACGACUGUGCCAGCGGUGCGGCAUGCCAUGACCACGUAUCCUCAUUCCACCUACUUCUUCUACCUCAGCCCACACGCCUUGAUCAUGAACCCGCGGAUUUCCCUCACGUCGCAUGUCAUGGACAACAAGCGGCUCGAAUCGCUGAUGCUGAAGGACAUCCCCGUCGUGCCUCCGGACAGCGUGAUCAAGACCUUUUCCCAUUUGAAGGGCAACGAUGUCGAACUCGUCCUCUCCCAGGACGCGGAGGAUUUGAGUUCGGGGAGCUUCAUCAUCAAGCAAGGGGACUGGGCGCGCUUCUUUCUAGACGUCUGGUUCGACCCGUUGUAUCGAAGUUAUAAUUUCGCAAAGGCGGAGAAACAUGCAUUGGACCACAUCGUGCAAUGGCAUCCGACUAUUCUCACCAAGCUGGCCCUUGUGCCUCAGCGGAUCUUCAACUCCUACAGCCCGGGAUCCCCCGCCUCAACUUCCAACAGCACCUACCAGGAAGGGGACUUUGUCAUCCACUUCGCCGCGUGUGAUAACGAUAUCACUCUGAACUGCGAACAGGAGAUGCUACCGUAUUACAACAAGUGGCAUGAGUCAUACGGUCAGAAAGCAGCCUGA